Molecule: messenger RNA, 4504 nt
Organism: Manis pentadactyla (Chinese pangolin)
Lineage: Eukaryota; Metazoa; Chordata; Mammalia; Pholidota; Manidae
Gene: GPR173
Product: G protein-coupled receptor 173
Exons: 3
Coding region: 538-1659 (373 amino acids)
Biological process (GO): G protein-coupled receptor signaling pathway
Cellular component (GO): plasma membrane
Molecular function (GO): G protein-coupled receptor activity
Source: RefSeq, a predicted model, not a curated record
CUUUGGUCCCCGGGCUUCCCACUCAUGCUCCAUCCAGGCUAGGUGUCCCCAGCAUCUUGGGACCUGGAUUAGUGUGAGCUGGGGUGGUUCCCUGGCCAGGAGCAUCCUUCCAGCAAGCCCAUGAUGCCCCCGUUUUGCAUCAGGGCCCCCCUCGGAUGCUCUGAGCCGCCCUCCUCAACCCGGAUCUAAAACUCGGGACACAGCUAUCAGGCCAGCCUCUCUCUCCACCCCACCCCCUCUUUCUGGCGCCCAUCCCCUCCCCAGCACCACCUCUGAUGCUGCCUCUGGCUGUGGACCUGCACUUCUUCCCCAUCUCUGCCAGGACUGGGGAGCGGGAUCACUGAGGGUCCCACAACGUGGCCUGGGCUGUGAUUUAUCCUGGGUGAGACAGCUUGAACCCCCUUGCUGGAUUCCAAGACAGCCCUGCUGAGAGAGCCCAGGUACAGCCCAGCAGGACAACUGAUGGAGUCCUCCAGGGUCCAUCAAGUACCAGACUGGCUGGCCCUGUAGGGUUGGGAGCAGCCCCUGCCCCUCAGUAUGGCCAACACCACUGGAGAGCCCGAGGAGGUGAGCGGCACACUGCCUCCACCAUCAGCAUCAGCUUAUGUGAAGAUGGUGCUUCUGGGACUGAUCAUGUGUGUGAGCCUGGUGGGCAAUGCCAUCUUGUCCCUGCUGGUGCUCAAGGAGCGUGCCCUGCACAAGGCUCCUUACUACUUUCUGCUGGACCUGUGCCUGGCUGAUGGCACACGCUCCGCCGUCUGCUUCCCUUUUGUGCUGGCUUCUGUGCGCCACGGCUCCUCAUGGACCUUCAGUGCACUCAGCUGCAAGAUUGUGGCCUUUAUGGCCGUGCUCUUUUGCUUCCAUGCAGCCUUCAUGCUGUUCUGCAUCAGUGUCACCCGCUACAUGGCCAUUGCUCACCACCGCUUCUAUGCCAAGCGCAUGACACUCUGGACAUGUGCAGCUGUCAUUUGCAUGGCCUGGACACUCUCUGUGGCCAUGGCCUUCCCACCCGUCUUCGAUGUGGGCACCUACAAGUUUAUCCGUGAGGAGGACCAGUGCAUCUUUGAGCAUCGCUACUUCAAGGCCAAUGACACGCUGGGCUUCAUGCUUAUGUUGGCUGUGCUCAUGGCAGCCACACAUGCUGUUUAUGGCAAGCUGCUCCUCUUCGAGUAUCGUCACCGUAAGAUGAAGCCAGUGCAGAUGGUGCCAGCUAUCAGCCAGAACUGGACAUUCCAUGGCCCUGGGGCCACAGGCCAGGCUGCUGCCAACUGGAUCGCCGGCUUUGGUCGUGGGCCCAUGCCACCAACUCUGCUGGGUAUCCGGCAGAAUGGGCACGCAGCCAGCCGGAGGCUGCUGGGCAUGGAUGAGGUCAAGGGUGAAAAGCAACUGGGCCGUAUGUUCUACGCAAUCACACUGCUUUUCCUGCUUCUCUGGUCACCCUACAUUGUGGCCUGCUACUGGCGAGUGUUUGUGAAAGCCUGUGCCGUGCCCCACCGUUACCUGGCCACUGCUGUUUGGAUGAGCUUCGCCCAGGCUGCUGUCAACCCAAUCGUCUGCUUCCUGCUCAACAAGGACCUCAAGAAGUGCCUGAGGACUCACGCCCCCUGCUGGGGCACAGGAGGUGCCCCAGCUCCCAGAGAACCCUACUGUGUCAUGUGAAGCAGUCUGAUAGGCAGAUAGGAUGAAGAAGAUCAUAGCCACCAUAAUGGGGCCAACAGAAAGGAAGGGGUGGGCCCCAUACAGGAGCCUCUCUUUCUGAGCUCCAGCCCCAACCCCUCAGACUGCCUGGAAUCUAAACACCUUUGCCAACACCUCCCCAGGGUUGGGGACUGGGAAGGGGACUGGGAAAGAGGUGUUUCUAGUUCUGUGGGGCCUGUUUUUGCCACCUCCUUCUCCCCUUCUACAAUCUCUUCCUUUCCCCUCUCUCAGUCUCUCAAUCUCUCAAUUUCUCUUUCUCUCAAAAGUGACAAUUUAGAGAAAAAGCAAAACUGAAAAUACAGGUUCUAGUAACAGCUGAGGAGACAGGCUUUCCUGCUUUAAUGUCUCUCCUGAAACUGUCCAGAAGGAGGAAAUUUGUCGUGUAAAAUAGACUUCAGAGCUCUUAUUGCCCUCUCUGUUUCCAUGCACACUCCCUCUUCUAAGCCCUUUAGCAAGGCCUGGAUAUUUAGGGAGAAACUGAUCUGCUGACGAGGGAUGAAAGAGGGCGCUGGGUCCCCAUGGAGCAGAGAUUUUUAAUUGCUAUGUUGUAUGCAAUGUUGUUUUAGGCUAACCUUGGUCCCAAGCCUGGUCUCCUCUCUCUCCCCACUGUGCCCAGACCUCCCAGGUGUUUCUUGUGCAUCUGUUUGAGAAGCCAGGAGGGGAGGGAGGACCCCUGAGAUGGGCCCCAACUAGAUUAAGAGCAGGAUGUGAGCUGUACGCCUUGAGCCAAAGAGACCUGAGCUGGGCUGCAUUCUCGGCCCUCAGCUCUUCUUUUUGAGAAUGGAAAUCCACUCCAGCACCACUAGGGCUGAUGUGGGUGCCACAGAGGCAGGAACAUCCCCUCCAGGAGAGUGUAGGGAGAGAGCCAAACUCCCCAGAGUAGAUGGAUCCCGGAGCUGGGGAUCAGAGCAGAAUUCAACCCCAGAAUUGUCUCCUUCGUUCAUGCUGCUCUCUUGGAGAUGAAAAUCCUUUUGGGGCCUUGGCAACUCACAGUGGUAUAAGCUCCAAGGCACUGUGGACUUUAGUCCAUUCCUAUCUGACCUCUUUUUGUCUCCCUCAAGCCUCAGGGGCCUCAAGGACCUCUGUGGAAGCCCUUCUGGGCCCACAGCUCCCAGCAGCCCAUCUCCCCUUCCCUCCCACCACCUUUCCCUCCACCCAAAGUGGAGCACACUGCAGCCAGAUCCUCCAGGUGGGAGGUCCCAAGCCUCCCUCUUGGGGCAGAGUCCAUUCUGGGCCCCUGUCAAGGUCAGUUCCUAUGGACUGCUGAGCCAGGCUGGUGCUCCUUUGCCUGUUCUUGCCCAGGUUCUCCAUCCCCCUCUCAUUUCCCAGGAAAGGAGGAGAUCCUUAUUUAUCCACCCCACUUUCCCUUCCCAAUAGAAGCUCUUGCCCAAAGCUCCAUUCCUACCCCAAGACAGCCCCGGAACUGGGGAAGCCUUGACACAAGAAAAAUGGGGAGGGCGCUCUGGGCAGGAGAGACAGUAAUGAGCCUGGCUGUGGAGUACCCCUGGAAAGGCAGGCCAGAGUGGCUGAGAGGCUGGGGCUGGGGGGUGCCUGUUCUCUCAAUGAUAGUGGUGGAGGGGUGCCUUUCCCAGGGAGUUGGGGGGGAACAACAGGGGUGGGGGUAGAUAGGGUACAUUCAGGAGGGUUUUCCUCCAUUUCCUUUUUCUAACUGCCUGGAUUCACCAUUGGAUUUUGUAAAUGGAAAACAAAUGAACAAUGCUAUAUUGGGUAUUUCCCUUUUCUGACUGUGUGUGUGUGUAUGUGUGUGUAUGUUCAUGUGUCUGUGUCUAUGUGUCCUGUCUGUGUGACCACAGGUGGGGAGGGGAGGUAUGACAGAGUGAGACAGUGUGUAUCUCUUGUGAUUUUGUGUGGAGAGGCACCCUGGCCUAGUGCACACAUGUGAGCAAAUGCCUGUAUGUGGAGACAUGUACAGUGCACAUAACACAUGUAUAUGUCUGCACCUAAUUGAGAGGAGACAAACUAGAGUAUGUUCCUGCUGCGGGAAGUAGAGCCAUCAGAGAGAUGGAAGUUGAAAACCUUAUGUAUGUAUGCAACAAGAGGGUAGACUCCCAUCUCAUAAGAUGUUCCUCUCUUGGCUCAGGCUCUGAACAUGGGGGACAGAACCCUUUGAGAAUCCCAUCUCAUCCCAAACCCUGGUCCCAGGUACCACUCCCAACUCCUGUAUCAGUCUCCUUUACAAAACCCUAUACAAGGUGUUCCUGAAACUGGACCACCAUGGAGAAUGGGGACUGAGAAUUGGAAUCAAACUUGGGGGGAACUGAUGGGGUUAGGAAAUGCCCCCACAAAGUAAUGGCUUCUGAAGGGACUGCUCACUCUGGGAUGGGAGCUCUACUGAGGAGUCCACUGUAUAUAGCUGGGACUUUGGUAGGCUUUGACUAAAUUCAGAGGGAGGGAUAUCACUGGGGGCAAACCCAAGCCUGGGAGUCUAACUCAGACAGCCUGCUCCCUGUGAGCUCAAUUACUUUACAGGGGUGGGGGUAGAUAGGGUACUAUUUACAUAUUCUCUCAGGUGCACAGAAUUAAGUUGACCAUACUCAGUUCUUGGCACACAAUAUCAUCAUUGGUCAAUGCAAGGCCCAUUUAUUCUUUAUUUCAUUUUGUUUUGUCCCCUUCAUUACCCAUCCCUGAUCCCAUCCCCUCUCCCACACAAGCACCCACUCUCGUGUAUUUAACAUACAUCCUUCCAAUCCACCGUUUAUGUAUUUAUUUACAUAUAUGUGUAUCUGUGAAAAAUAUAUGGUAUUGUUAUGUGUUUUAAUUUACAUAAACAGUAUUGUACUAUAAA